Molecule: messenger RNA, 3772 nt
Organism: Anoplophora glabripennis (Asian longhorned beetle)
Lineage: Eukaryota; Metazoa; Arthropoda; Insecta; Coleoptera; Cerambycidae
Product: two pore calcium channel protein 1
Exons: 13
Coding region: 14-2356 (780 amino acids)
Biological process (GO): transmembrane transport; monoatomic ion transport
Cellular component (GO): lysosomal membrane; endosome membrane
Molecular function (GO): voltage-gated channel activity; monoatomic ion channel activity
Source: RefSeq, a predicted model, not a curated record
GUUCCAAAUAUAAAUGGCUUCCAACAGGGAGUCUCCUGACGAUGAUGGAUAUAAACGAAUUGCUGAAGACAUCCACAAUGUUUCCUACGGCUCUAAUGUCACAAAUCCCAUCGAUGAAAUGGGCAGCAGGUCGAGCCUUAGUCGAGAUGACAAUUCCGAGACUGACCACUGGGAGAUGAACUACCAUGAGGCGGCUAUUUUUUUGGAGGAAGGCGAAAACAAUGAAAAGUUCGACUCCCACCCCCGACACCCGUCAGCGUUACCUGCCUACCUCUUAGUUCACAACUCCUGGUACUACGGCCUUGACCUUUUAUUCUCGAUCAUCCUGUUGCUUUUGGCCAUCGUAGAGAACCCUUCGUUACAAAAAUUCGAAUUUCCUGUCGGAAUCCAUGGGACUUUGGAGCUGGUAGCUCUGGGUGUUAUCGGGGUAGAGCUGGCGCUUAAACUGAGAUGGAUAGGGUGGACUACUAUUUUGAGGCACAAGCGCACCAUGGUUAAGUGCAUAACGCUAACCAUAAUGGUCCUGGAAGCGAUCGCGGUCCUAAUCCGACAGUCGUCCCAUUUCCGCGUAACCAGAGCCCUACGACCCAUCUUCCUGGUAGAUACCAGGGCCUGCGGUGCCGUUAGGAGAUACAUAAGACAAAUUUUACAGUCACUACCGCCUAUAUUUGACAUGCUAGCCCUCCUUCUAUUCUUUGUCUGUAUCUAUGCUUUACUGGGAUAUUUCUUGUUUGGGGACUACGAGACGAACCUGUACUUUAAAACCUUAAGCGACAGCUUCGUUAGUAUGUUUGUCUUGCUAACCACUGCGAAUUUUCCCGACGUAAUGAUGCCGGCUUACGCCUACUCCAAAUGGAAUGCCGUUUUCUUCAUAAGUUACAUUUCAACGGUACUCUACGUACUUAUGAAUUUGAUGCUUGCCGUAGUGUACGAAACGUUCACGGGAAUCGAAAAGGAUAAGUUCCGCAAAUUGUUACUUCACAAAAGACAAGCCUGCAAACUCGCCUUUAGGCUACUAGUCAGCAAGCAGUCGCCGGAUAGCGUGCGAUUCAAGCAGUUCCAAGGGUUGAUGAGAUAUUACUCGCCGCAAAUAAGUCAAAGGGACGUCGUUUUAAUAUUCCGACAACUGAACGCGUCAAACACCGGUCUCCUAACUCAGGAUGAAUUUUUAAACAUCUACGAUGCCAUCACUUUGAAGUGGAGAAUUAAGGAUCCUCCCGAUCUAUGGUUUACAGCCGCGUGGCCACCGUUGAGGAUGUUUUGUCGUGCGGCAAGAACUACGGUUACCUGGAAGUAUUUCGAGCACAUUGUAUAUGUCUUGAUAAUAGCGAACGGUUUGGCGAUGUUGAUUCGGGUAAUGGAACCAGCGGAUUCAUUGCAAAGCGGUGCUAGAAACUUUUGCGCUUCGUGGGACACGUUUUUGUUUUUAUCUCUAUUCUCAGCAGAAGCAACUUUGAGGAUAGUAGGAUUGGGUUGGUCGGAGUAUAUUUCGUCGGGUUGGAACAUAUUCGAUCUCUCCGUUACGCUAAUGGCAACGGCCGGUUCUCUGCUGAUUCUGACAAAACCCACCGCAACUAUAGUUGUCGUCCUACGACCACUGAGGUUACUAAGGUUAUUUAAGUUGAAGAAGCGAUAUCGAGACAUCUUCGGCACGUUAGUGCUUCUAUCGCCACUGAUGUGGUCCACAGCCGUGGUAAUGAUGGUCAUGUACUAUUUUUUUGCCAUUAUCGGAAUGGAGUUGUUCUCGCAGUACGACCUGAGGAAUUGUUGUGUUAACUCCACGGUAGAAGACUUCUACAAGUACAGCUCCAACAGCAGCACCAGCGGCAUCGGGUAUUACUACUUAAACAAUUUCUCCAACCUAUUCGUAUCGGGGGUUACACUGUUCGAGUUGACGGUUGUGAAUAACUGGUUCAUAAUAAUGGACGCUUACGCUGCUGUCUCGCAUCCGUACUCGAGGGUCUAUUUCAUGAUGUUCUACCUCUUCACCAUGGUCGUUCUGACUAUAGUUGUCGCUUCGGUUUUGGAGGCGUUCCGGUUUAGGAUCCAGUACAAGAAACAGACCUCCAAAAGGGACGAGGAACAAAUGUUACACGAGGAAGUUGUCGUCGAUUGGAAUUCACUUCAGAGGCAGGUGCAGGAUGCGAAGCUGCUGGAAACGCUUCAAGUAGACUUCAUAAUAGGGGGCGUGGUGUCGUAUAUCGGAAGGAGGAGGAGAACGAGGGACGUUUUGCAGCGUCACAUGUACAUUACCGAGAUAUCUCAGUGGCUGCAAGACGCCGAGUUGGAAGAGAGAAAUGACAUUAACAGCAUAAUCGACGAGGCGCAGAUCAACGCACGUUUAAUCGCAGCUUAGACUUUCGCUAAACAGUAACAACUGCUUCCGCAGGCUUCGAGUGAAACUUUUUCCAGUAUUAUUUUAGCCUGUCUUUCUGUGUUAAUUUAUUUUAAAAGUUACCGUUAGGGUGAAACUUAGAGUGAUACGUUGAGAUUAUAGAUUAGUGUAGUUAAAUGUAAAUAGAUCCGAUGUAUAGGUAAUUUAUAUAAAAAUAGACCCGUUGGAAUAUGACCUAUGAUGGAAAGAAAGUGGGAGACCCGGCCCCUUUUUUUAAGGGGAUAUUCAGAACGAGGAGAAAAAAUUUAAAGCGUCUUACAUUGAAAGAUAGACACAAACACAUUCCAGUAAGGUUGUAUUUCCAAAGGUCAUAUACUAUAGCAAUAGCCAUCCGUUCCCCUCUUCCCCCUCCCGAUCCUACUAAAGAAUACGAUAUUCUCGUACGAAAGGGUAAUCUGUCUCAAAACUCAAGCAAAAUUAAAGAACGCCCUAUUUUUGAAAUAAUCAAGUAUCACGUAGUAACAUAGUUAUUUUAAUGUAUAAAUGUAGGAUAUUAAUUACACUAAAGCAGUAUUUAUUUUUUUUGUUAAUUUAUUAAAUUCUAGGUCUUGUAAGGAACGAUUUGUAUUAUUCCAAGUCUUAACAUAUUUUUAAACGGAAACAAACUGGAAAAUUUGUUUGCCAUUAAUUUUGUGUACAACGACAUUGUUAGGUGUCGAGGAUGCUAAAAGUAAUGGUAUACCGUUUCUUCUCCCACAUAACUACAAAUCACGGCUCAUGACAAUGCGAGUGGUCAUAGUUUGUAAAUGAGGCAUUUUCACGGGAUAGUUUGCAAGAAUUUUCAUGAUGCAAAAGAUUUUUGAAUGAAUUUGUAGAAAAAAAGAUUACAAUCGGGGCAGCCAACCUUGAGAUCUUGAAAAGGGUUGCACGUGUAAAUGCAAAAUAUAUUCUAUUUGAAAAACUAAUUUUUCUUUGUAUUUAAAUUUUAAUUCGGAAGUAAUGUACGAUUUUUCAAACUUCAAACGAUUAUGAAAAAAAAUAUUGCAAAUAUAUGUGAACCCUUUUAGAGAUUGGUCGCCCCCAUUUUUAUUUUUUAUUUCGCUAAUUUCAUAUGAAAUUUUUUCAUUGUGGUAGUUCUCUACUGUGUCUAGAAAUCACCCCCUAAAAUCAAACCACUUUCAUUUUCGUAAGUCAUCACUGGUACUGAUAUAUUUCUUGUGAUUUUUUUUUUCGUCCGCUAUUUAUAAUUUGAAAUUAGAGCAGCUAAUUAGUUUUGAAAAUACUGUCACUAUAUCUAAUAUGAAUAUGAUAUGAAAAUCGUGAAUGAAAAAAAUUGUGGUUAGAGCGUUAUAUUGUUCCAAUUUGAAGGUGUUAUAUUUUUACUUUAUAAGAAUAAUGUCAUUUAAAUCAGUGGCGGCUCGUGAUAUUGAGAAUAGG